This is a messenger RNA of Anthostomella pinea, 495 nucleotides long. NCBI's taxonomy places the organism in Eukaryota, Fungi, Ascomycota, Sordariomycetes, Xylariales, Xylariaceae. The record is from the annotation of a GenBank genome assembly.
AUGCAGACUAAACUCAUCGCCAUCAUCGCCGCCCUUGCGGCCACGAGCGCAGCUCAAACACUUCAGCCAGGCGACAUCCCUACCGGCUGCGGGACGAUCUGCCAGUCCACCGUCCAGCUUACCCAGCAAUGCCAGAGCCAAAGCGGCGGCGACACCAGCGGAGGCGGGUACCAAAGCUGUGUCUGCAAUGCCCAAGAUUCCAAGACGCACAUCACCGAGUGUGGCGGGUGUCUCGAGGCCCGUGGUGUCGUGGGUAGCAACGGCAACGGAGGGAACAGUACUCAAACCAUCGAGAGUCUCCUCAAGGCCUGUGGCUGGCAGGCGAUCAGCAACAGAACGAGUUCGUCCAGCGCGAGUGCCAGUGGUGCCGGUGGUGCUGCGACGCAGACCGACUCCAACGGAAACCCUACCUCGACUGCCAUACCUGGUGUUGCCGCAGCUGCCACUUUCGGCCCUGGAGUGUUGAUUGCUGGAGCUCUUCUGCCCUUCCUGUGA